AUGGCCAAGUAUAACCCAUCCAAUACUGAGCACUCUGACUCCAUUCAACACGCUCAAAGUUUUAUCUCCUUCUUCCUUCACAGCAAACAACUUCUGGAGGUUGAAGAUGGGGUUCCAUGAAUGGAGGGCAAGUGCCCAUGUCGUCUUUCUCUCUUCGAUUUUAUUUGACCUGAAGUUCCCAUUACUGCCAAUAUUUGUAUAUGUAAUCAAAAUUCCACAAAACCAAAGAAGCCCCACAAAGCCUGUGAAAAUCAGAACUAGUAUAGCUCCUGUUGACAUUGAUUCUGCAAGAGCCUCUUGAGGAACAGUCAUGAUUGUUUCAAUUUCGAAAAUAUAAGGCAAUAUCGGUUAAGCUUUGUCCUUAAUAAAGUCAAUUGUGUCUUUAAAGCUUUCUUGAUUGCUACAUUCCCUUCAAGUUCGUAAACCCAUUUUGAUUACAGGAGCUCCCAGAGACUAAAUUAAAAUAGUCAGAAAGAUAUAGUCUAAUUCUGGAGUGGCACAGGAAGAAAAAUCUCAGAGUUAGUUCGAUCCUUUAGCACUAUUCAAAGCCAUAAUAGCGAGCUCUUUCAGCCCAUCAGGAUUGUGGAUCUUCCUCAUAUGUUUCAAACAAGGAGUGUCAUCAUCUUUAACUAUUUCUCAAAGUCUCACUACCUCAUUCUGAGCCUUCACUGACAUCAAAGGUAUAAGCAUGAAUCAUACAAAUUUGU
Moneuplotes crassus is the source of this 707-nucleotide messenger RNA. NCBI's taxonomy places the organism in Eukaryota, Ciliophora, Spirotrichea, Euplotida, Euplotidae. The record is from the annotation of a GenBank genome assembly.